Messenger RNA from Aureobasidium uvarum, 1569 nucleotides. NCBI's taxonomy places the organism in Eukaryota, Fungi, Ascomycota, Dothideomycetes, Dothideales, Saccotheciaceae. The record is from the annotation of a GenBank genome assembly.
AUGUCCAAGCAAAUUGAGGUUGACGUUCUCGUCAUUGGUGCUGGCCCGACUGGUCUCGGUGCCGCAAAGCGUCUGAACCAGCUCAACGACCAGUCAUGGAUGAUUGUCGACUCCAACGACAUUCCCGGUGGUCUUGCCUCGACCGAUGUCACCCCCGAGGGUUUCCAAUUGACANNGCUCUACGACGUCGGCGGCCACGUCAUCUUCUCGCACUACAAGUACUUCGACGACUGCAUCAACGAGGCCCUCCCCAACGAGACCGACUGGUACACCCACCAGAGAAUCUCCUACGUCCGCUGCAAGGAGCAAUGGGUCCCCUACCCCUUCCAGAACAACAUCUCCAUGCUUCCCAAGGAAGAGCAGGUCAAGUGCAUUGACGGCAUGAUCGACGCCGCCAUGGAGGCCAGAGUCUCCAACACAAAGCCCAAGGACUUUGACGAGUGGAUCGUCAGAAUGAUGGGUGAGGGUAUUGCCGACCUCUUCAUGCGCCCCUACAACUACAAGGUCUGGGCUGUCCCUACCACCAAGAUGCAGUGCCAGUGGCUCGGUGAGCGUGUCGCUGCUCCUGACCUCAAGACUGUCACCAAGAACGUCAUCUUGAACAAGACCGCCGGCAACUGGGGUCCCAACGCUACUUUCCGCUUCCCUGCCGAGGGUGGUACCGGUGGUAUCUGGAUCGCCGUCGCCAACACUCUCCCCAAGGAGAAGACCAUGUACGGAGACCACGCCACUGUCACCAAGGUCGAUGCCGACGCCCACACUGUUUCGCUCAAGGAUGGCACCACCAUCAAGUACGGCAAGCUCAUCUCGACCAUGUCGGUUGACUUCCUUACCAAGGCCAUGGGCAACCACGACCUUCACCAGCUCUCCCUGGGUCUGUUCUACAGCAGCACCCACGUUAUCGGUGUCGGCAUCCGUGGCCACCGCCCCGAGCGCAUUGGCGACAAGUGCUGGCUCUACUUCCCCGAGAACGACUGCCCCUUCUACCGCGCCACCAUCUUCUCCAACUACUCUCCCCACAACCAGCCCGUUGCCACCAAGAAGCUCGCCACCAUGCAGCUCGCCGACGGCUCUGCUCCUGAGAACACUGGCCUCAACGAGGGCCCUUACUGGAGCAUCAUGCUUGAGGUUUCCGAGUCUUCCAUGAAGCCCGUUGACUCCGAGAACCUCCUCAAGGACUGUAUCCAGGGCCUUGUCAACACUGAGAUGCUCCAGCCCAAGGACGAGGUUGUCUCGACCUACCACCGCAAGUUCGACCACGGUUACCCCACCCCUUCGCUCGAGCGUGAGGGAGUCCUCAAGGAGCUUCUUCCCAAGCUCAAGGACAUGGACAUCUACUCUCGUGGCCGUUUCGGCGCUUGGCGCUACGAGGUCGGCAACCAGGACCACUCGUUUAUGCAGGGUGUUGAGGCUGUCGAUGCCAUCGUGAACGGCUCCGUCGAGUUGUCNCUCUUCUACCCCGACUUCGUCAACUCUCGCUCAAACGACGAGCGCAGACUGGUCGAUGGUGCUCAGUACUUCAAGAGCAUGAAGGGCAUUCGCGACGAGAGCAAGCCCCUCAAACCUUAA